Meleagris gallopavo (turkey) is the source of this 6094-nucleotide messenger RNA. The record is from RefSeq and is a predicted model, not a curated record. NCBI's taxonomy places the organism in Eukaryota, Metazoa, Chordata, Aves, Galliformes, Phasianidae.
GGAGUCGCCAUCCCUGGCAGUGUUCAAGAGAAGUCUGGAUGAGGAGAUGCGAGAUCUGGUUUAGUGCUUGUGGUAGCAGUGGUGAUGGGUGGAUGGUUGGACUAGUUGAUCUUGUAGGUCCUUUCCAACCUUGUGAUUCUACAAUUCUAUGAUUCUAACAGUGGGAUCUUGUCAUCUUACCACAAAACCAAAGCACUUGCUGUGAUUAAGCUUAUUGCCUUUUUCCUCUCCUCUUGUUUUUUUUCCACCUGGAACUACCAAUAUCUGACAGCUUUGCUUCCCUCUCAGCGGUCCUUAGGAUCAGGCAGUCUCUGCCUCCACUGGAAGAUAGGCACGAGAGCAUGUUCUGACAGGUUGCUUUUUUGCAAGUGCAGAGAUGAAAUGCAAACCAUUCCCCCAGGACCAAACAUGUGAUAACACACACCCUUUCAACUUCUGCUUGCUGCUCACUCCCUCUGCUAAAUUAGCUGACUGGACAAGAGAAAUGGGCUUAUUGUCUGUUCCCCAGAAUUGACUCAGCCUAACCUCUGCCUACCAGUGCAGGAGCCAGAAAGAUCAGUCACCGGCUGAGGGCAGUGCUGGGUACCAACCCGCUGUAUGCGAGCUUAAACGCUAAACUCAGUCAGAGCACUCACCGAGUUUGACUGCUCACGCAUGCUCUGCAUUAUUUCCUUAUCCUCUUUUCCCUUACUUUCUCUUUGGAUAUCAGAUUGGUUUUAUCUCGGUUAGCAAGAAAAACUGGCUUGGAGAGGUUGCAGGAAGCACUAGGAACAACACUUGAGUAUGGGAGGGGAAGGCAGGGAGGAGAGUAGCAGGAGCUGCCUGCUUUGGUGGCCAUGAGCUGUUAGAUCAGCUCACCCUGUGUUGUGGGUCUGACUCUCAUGUGGAGUAAAUCAGAGAAGCUCUGCUGCCUUAAUUCUUGCAAUGGGCUUCUGAAAAUAAACGUGGACUAGGAGCAGUUUUGUGCAGCCUAUAAGUAGUCACUGAUGCAUGUGACAGACCCAGGAGGGGGACACUGCCCAUUUCAUAUCAUACUGCGGGUAGAAAUGCACAGACUUAUGCCAGAACUCCAUUAGAGUUCUGUCCAAUUUACAACACAAGCUAUAGCAAUCUCAUCGCUUCUCUCUCAACACCAUAAUCUUAAGCCGCACUGAAGACCUGCCCUCCAACUAAAUACCUACGGCUUUGCGAGAUGGUGAACGUGGCAUAAAUCAUCAAUGCUGUUUGCAUUACAGCCUGACCGCCUGCGGGACGAGGAGAUCACAGAGCUGGAGGAACGGCUUAAGAGCCUGAUUCUUCACCAGAACAUCAACAACAACAUGCCUUCCAAGGACUGCAUGUCACUGAACUCCCCAUCUCUACCUUCUCAAGGCAGCUCCCUUUCCCCACAAGUCACAUUUCUUUUUCAGGGACAGCAGUUUGACAACAGAAUGCUCACACCAGAUGACCACCAGAAAUUUGCCAAGCUUGUGUCCAAGAAGUGGAAGCAAGUGGGCCGCUCUUUGCAGAAGAACUGCCGGGCCCUGCGAGAUCCUGUCAUUGAUAACCUGGCCCACGAAUACGACAGAGAGGGACUUUAUGAACAAGCCUAUCAGAUGCUUCUCCGAUUUAUCCAGUCGGAGGGGAAAAAGGCAACGAUAGCACGACUGAUUGCAGCCCUGGAAGAAAAUGGUCUCACCAGCUUGUCUGAGGAGCUCUUGGGCCUCCAUUCCAAUGAGGAUGAUUCCUAGAGCCCAAAGGGUAGUGGCAUUGCUGAGGGCUUUCUUGCUUUAGCUAGUGUAUGAGACUGCUGCCAGCGUCUGGGAAUGUAAUGCCUUGAAAAUCACUGCAGGUUUAUGUGCUGAAGGGAGUGCCCUGGGCAGUUUCUGUGCUCCCAGAAGCCAACAUGGGGUUCUGAUGUUCCUUAUUUCUUUCUGUUUCCAGAAGUCGAUGUUACUUUCCUGUGAACCACUGAGAGAGGCUUUCAGCCUGACUUCCUUCAGGACUGAAAUGUCACAGAGAAGCAGCCAGGCAAAUUAACGAGCCCUAGGGGAAGGUGGGAAGAGGUGAAAAGCAAGGAAGGCAUCUCAGAGAAUUUCCCUGGGAAGCAAAGCCAGUGUUUCUCAGAUGUGGCCCAGGGCCAUCACCUGGAGAACUGCAAUAUGUUGUCUUAUAUUGACAUUUAUGCCUUCAGGCUUGAAACUACGUAAAGACAAAGGAAAAGUCAAGUUUAUAUUGUUUUCUUUGUUCUUCAAAUGAGGACCAUCUGCAGCAAGUACACCUGUCCUGCUCUAUCCCAGUGUAGUUCCUUCCCAUAUCUCACCACGUGAAGGUUCCCCUUUACUUAAGGCAGUCAUCAUCUUCCACAGGGCACAAGAUUGCUGCUGUAGAACAGACUUCAGGCACUGAACAAACAGUGUGGAUAAGCACAAAUUCAGAGGAUGACUCCCAGCUCUUUCAGGACUAUGGUGUACAAUAAUAUAUUGACUGCCUCAUGUCUAGCACUUCUCACCAGCCUGGAAGAGUUUGUGAAAAGAAAAACACAGUGCUGCAAGAAUAAUAUACAGCCUUAGAGUCAGCAAGUUACCUACAGGUCACUGAUUGAACCUGCUGCUGUAUGGUGCAUUGCAGCAUCAAAUACCAGCCAGACCCCACCGAGCAAGCCUCUCCAACCAGCUGGCUGCCAGUGCCUUCGCUCAACAUGUCCUUGGCUGCUGAAUUCACCAGAGAGGGUUGCUCGCUUGUGCUUCUUGAGUGUCAAGAUUUGCACAGAGCCUUUCCAGUGACAAGUGUUGUUGCUGUGUUACACUUGGGCAUCAGAUCCCAUGCCUGGACCUACCUGCCUUGCUUUUGAGGGCAAAAUAUUGCUUACAGUUCCAGUGGGAUAAGCCUGCUGUCUCUUGGUGUGUUGAUGCAGGCUGCGACAGAGCAGAGCUCUUUACCUGUACCAAAGCACAGAGCAACAAGUUUCUAGCACAACACAGGUCCCAUAAAGCACAACAACCAGUUUUGACAUAUUCCUUAUUUUUUAUUGAUACGUUUUUACCUAGGUGUCUCUGUUAAUUCUCUUCCUCUUUGACCUUCCCAUCCAUGGGAAGGAACAGCUGGUGGUCUUGGAAGUUAUGUCAGACAGAGAAGAAUGUUUUCCCCUCCCUUCCAGCAGUACCAGCGCUCUCCCCAAAAGAAAAUGAAUAUCUCUGCCAUGUUUCCUUUUGGGACCAGCACAGUGAUGCUGGUCUUUGUUAGUUUAGGCUGCAGUGGGACUGUACUUCGGAGCAUUUAGCUUUCCCUGGCUGGGGAACUCUGUUUGACAGCAGCCCACCUGGCCAAUGGUAUUAAAAAAAAAAAUCAGAAACUUGAAAGUUACUGUAAGAGCAACAGUGUUUGCUCUUUAUUUUGCAACAAAUGACUUUUCAGAAAACAUGAUCUGUGCACGGUCUGCUGCCUCAUUGGUAGUGAAUAUUUCUAAGUUCUCAGCCUAUCGGUAUUCAUGUGCUCAGUGUUCCUACAAUUAUAAAGCAGUGGCUCAUUGGUGUAUAAAAGCUUUUAUAUCAUCUCUUAGCACUCAAAAUGAGAAGAGCUCAUUCUUCAGCAUCGACUUCAAGUACAAAACCUUUCUUUGCUGUUACUACGGAGCACUAAGCAUGAAUGCUUUUUUCUUCUUGUUUUUUUAUAAUGCAACCGUUGUGCAUUUUAUUCCUCUGCUAGCAAUUGGCCUGUUGUUUCCUCUUACUCACAGAUUCCCUCCCUAAAGUGCCAUUAAGUGCUGGAGCUCCUGGCUCCUUCUUUUCAGAAAUCAGGUACACCAAUAGUUGUAUGUUAUGUGCAAUGCACAUUUGAUUCUGGUCUCAAGCAGACUCCAGCCUGCUAAAAGAGUUGGGUUUUUUCUGUGUCAUUUGGCACAAACUUAGAUAGAGGCAGUUUUCACAGAUGCCUUGUGAUGAAAUAGACAGAUUAUAGGAUGUGAGAAUCCAGUGUCAUUUGCAUUGAAUUGACAUGUGGUUAGGGCAUGACUCCGGACUUGGGCCUUUUUUAUCCAGAAGAUUUUAUACCUGUUGUGCACCAGCAUGCCAGGACGAGGGGACUUACAGCACACAGGACAGGAAGGAGCACUCGCAAACAAAAAACAUUAGCAAAGGUUUAUGGAAGAAAUUAGAGUCUUUAAUUCUGAUAGCAGUGCAGUGGGUGAAACCAGAGGAAGAAUUACAUGUUAGGGAUACUUGCUGGAAAGCAGGCAGUCAGUGCUGGGCUUUCUUCUUUUCCUGGACAAAGUUGUUGCGCACUGCCCCUACUCAGGUGCCAAGACAUGCAGAUGACCCUGCGUUAGUACAACUUAUACUGAUCAGCACAUCUAGCAUGUGAGAUGGGCUGAGAGCAAAGCUGCAGCUGGACUGGGCUGCAUCCCAUGGCAGCUCUUCCCUAUGUGUAGAUACGCCUGAAAAAAAUACUGCUGGGGGAGGGCAUCAAACAUGCAUCAAACCAGCACACAAUAUUAAAAGCAAAUGAAGAUAGUUAUCAGUUCUAUGUAAAAAAAUGAAAUGACAGACAAAAAAUAAACAGCAGAAACCAGGCCAAAACAUGAGUCCAGGGAAGGAUCCAAGAGGGCUUUUGUUGUGGUGCAGACUGUUUCUGUGGUUUUAGCAGUGUUUCAGAUUUGAAGGAGGCUCCUUUCAGUCUGCCAGAAGGAAUAAAAACACAUCCAAAGGAGGAUUUGAGCGAGUUGUUUUGGCACAGUGGAGCUACAGCUGGGCAGCAAGAGGGAGUGGAAGUCAAAGUGUGCAGACUUUCACAUGAGGGAGCACUCAAAGUGUAAAACGGGCACAAAGGAAAGCAUCGAACUGCCCUGCAGGACAGAGCCAGCCAAAGGCCAGCAUUGGGCCUCUUAGAUGAUGGUGAAGAAUACACCAAAGAUUUUAACAUACUUCUGAAAAAGACUGCGCAUCAUCCAGCUGAUCAAUCAGAGCGGGGGCAGGGAAGCUGCUUUCUGCCAGCCUUAGUUCUCACAAGCUGCAGCUGCCUAUGGACGAGCUGACACAAAAAGGACAGGGAACCACUGGAAAAUCAUGAGCCAGAUCGAAAAGAAAUAAUAAAAUUCACUUCCAGUUUUUCACAGCAAGUCAAAUUAAAAACAUGCCAAUUGACCGCUUGCAGCAGCAUUUUCCAGGGUUCCACACACUUGCAGAGGCAGAUACGUGGGUUAUUUUUAAUGCAGAAUGGGAAGCUCAUAUUUGAGCACCGCAGAGCUUCAGGGGAGCUCCCAGCUAAAAUGGUUUCCUGAAGUUUCACAGGAAGUCUCAGUACUGUAUCUGUCUCACAACCUGGGGGAAAUUGCAGCAGAAAAUGUCAAGAUCUGGACAACAUUAAGAUCAAAAGGUGUGUAGGGUGAGGGAAACCACUUGCUUGGGGAAGCCAUAGGUGCCUAGAGAGGAAGCUGCUUUAGCAAAAGGUCUUCCCCUCGUGUGAAGAAAUUGUGCUUUUUUCCUUUUUUCCAUUCAUUGAAAAAUCUGCUUCAGCACUGAGGAGACAUCCUCAGUGGGUCAGAGGGUCAGCUCUGCCUUUCCAGAGAUACCUCAGAACAGGAAACCUAACAUGGCACACAAGGCACUGAGGGGCCCCAGACUCACUUGUUUAGUUUAACUGAAACUUCAUAUGUAGCUACGAACCUCUGGCAUUGAACAUCUGAAUCCAAGACAGUACUGGAAUGGGGAUGGAGAAGGUUUCUUCAGUCUGACCAACACACCAGGGUGGAUGAGUGGGGUUGGUGAGGUGCUCUGCUUCCCACAGCUGAGUCUGGCCACUUGGCUUUUGCACAGCAAUGGGUGAGGCAGUUUUUAAGGCCUGAAGUAAAAAAAAUUGCACCUUUUUUUUUCUUCUCUGGAUUUCACUAAGCUUGAACUUUUAAAGCCAGUAAAGGAGUUUGACUAAUUUAAAUCAGUUGGAGAUCUGUGGUCAAGUCCCCUAGUCAUCAGUGGAAAAUCUCUUGCUACCUUCUAGCUCCAAAUUUUCACAAUAUGCAGCAUCAGAUUGGGAUCAGCAUCUGCAGCUGUGGACUGCAAAGCCAUGCAUACUCAGGUCUGGGACAUUUAGCCUCCAUGGUAUUGUCUUCUAUAGGGAA